AUGGAGAUUGAUGGUCAACCCUCCAAGAGACGGCGACGUAGUCGCAAAGUCCUCUCCGAUCGCAAGUUCGAAUGCACCUACGAAGGCUGUGGAAAGAGUUACUCGCGCGCCGAGCACCUCAGUCGCCAUGCGCUCAACCACACUCCCAAACAAAUAUAUCGUUGCGACUUCCCGAACUGCUAUCGCUCGUUCGUACGACAGGAUCUCUGCGCUCGUCACCGUGAACGACACACGACAAGUGGCUCUCAGCUUCAAAAAAGGGACCAUCUCACCGAUAAUGAUACAAAGACCUCUCCUACUUCGUCGCCAGGUCUUACGGUCCCAGAAUACUUCGUUAGCUCCGAGGAACCUCGAUCGGUCUCUACAUACCCGCUCACCACUGGCGUUGAGAGUGAGAUGCCAGUAGCGCAAUACCCAGAUUUUCCUGGUGUACUCAACCAGCCGGAUAAUCUCAUCGACCUGGAUUCCAUGUCGUACCCAAUAUUUGGUGGGGAAACAUACAAUCGCUCGCCGUUCGCCAUGGCAGAUGAUUUUGCAGCGUGGUUGUUCAGCGAACCGCUCGCCCCGCUCGGGUAUGGAAUGGUUCCGCUUGUUCAGAACCAAUUCUACAUAAACGAGCCUUCGUAUAGCAAUGAUAAUUUUUGCGCAGUGAUCCCACAACAUCCAAUGAGCGUGACUAGCAUCUUGGACUCCGGAGCACCGCCAGCUAUCAUUUCAGAAGAAAAGCGUCAAGAGCUCCUGCAUUUGAUGUCGACUCGCUUCAAUGAGGCGGCAUAUGCAGCCGGCGCAAAGCGCAAAGACUCCCUCAUGGACGGAGAUUUAAACAACGACCGCCAUGUUCUGAGCUUGCGCAUGAUGCAGACGUACAUAGGAUCUUAUUGGUACCACUUUCAUGCACAAUUGCCCAUCUUGCAUCAGCCUACUUUCGUUGCUGAUCGUAUUCCCAAUCUGUUACUGCUGGCCGUUAUGGCUAUAGGCGCUGCAACCUUGAAUACACACCAUGGCCAGACGGUCACCGAGGCAGCAGCGGAAUUGGCCAGCUUCAUUGCGUGGCAUUUGCGCUGGGAGAUCUUCAUGGAUGCCGACUUUCGGCCUCCAGCCAAACUUUGGGUCUUCCAGUCUUUACUCCUGCUGGAAGUCUACGAGAAGCUAUUCUCUACGCGUGCCCUGCACGAACGCGCUCAUAUUCACCACGACACAACUCUUACUCUCAUGCGCCGAGGCAGUUCCCUCAUCGGCAGCUCGUCGUUCGACACCCCCGAAGCCAAGGAAGAAGAUGAGUCGUGGUCAACAUGGAUUAAAGCAGAGGCCACUCGCCGUGUAGCAUUUGCUGCCUUCGUCCUGGACUCCACACACGCCACGAUGUUUGGGCACUCGGCCAAAAUGGUCGCUCAUGAACUGCGACUCCCACUACCCUGCGACGAAGCCCUAUGGGCGGCUACCAGCGCCGCAGAGGUCGCCCGCGUCCAAUCAAGCCUGCAAUCCCACGGCGUCCGCCCAAUAAUGUUCCUAGACGGCCUCAAGCGCACAUUGAAUGGCCAACCUGUCCGUACCAACGCCUUCGGUCGAAUCAUCCUCAUGGCCGGCCUCCUAAGCGUUUGCUGGCAUCUUAACCAGCGAGACUUGCAAAUCAGCUCAUUGGGCGUGGGCCAGAGUCUCGGCGGAAGAGAUAAAUGGCGCACUUCACUCCUCCGCGCAUUCGAUAAUUGGCGCCGCGAUUACGACGAAGCACUCGGUCCUUCCACGACUUCCGAGUCCCGCAACGUAUUGCACGGUCUAGCUCACAUGGCCUCCCACGUCGAUAUAGCAGAUCUCCAAAUCUUCGCAGGCGCAGGAAGACUAAUGGGUCGCUGUAUUACAGCGCGCGAUCACCGCGCCGCAAGGGAAAAGACAGAGCGAUGGGCGACCAAAGCCUCUGCGCGCGAUGCCACAUUCUACGCUCUCAAAUUUCUCUCCUCGUGUUUCUUAGAUCCAGCCACGCAGCCCGGCGAAUACGCCGCCCGUGACGAUUACCUUCUCAACCGACCUUGGGUAAUGUAUUUCGCAGCAUUGGUGGUCUGGACCUACGGCUUCGCAUUGGAUGGACCACUUCGUCCGGUGCCCAUGCUGGCAACGGUUGCCGAUCGCGAGAGAGACAUGCAGGCAUUUCUCCAUCGCAUGAGCGAGAUCCAAGAACCGAACGAACUGGAGGCCAUGAGCGGUCGCAAUGGAUGUCUCGGGUUGCUAAUGAUCUUGCGAGACUCAUUUGCCAAACCACGCUGGGAACUGCUGGGCGAGGCGGCGAGGCUGCUGGACAGCUGUAUCGCCAAGUUGCAGUCGUAG
Messenger RNA from Penicillium soppii, 2322 nucleotides. RefSeq names its product putative C2H2 finger domain protein. Gene Ontology annotation, cellular component: chromatin. The transcript has a single exon. Lineage: Eukaryota; Fungi; Ascomycota; Eurotiomycetes; Eurotiales; Aspergillaceae. Gene Ontology annotation, biological process: DNA-templated transcription; regulation of transcription by RNA polymerase II. Gene Ontology annotation, molecular function: DNA-binding transcription factor activity, RNA polymerase II-specific; zinc ion binding; RNA polymerase II cis-regulatory region sequence-specific DNA binding. Bases 1 to 2322 code for a protein of 773 amino acids. The record is from RefSeq and is a predicted model, not a curated record.